This is a messenger RNA of Durio zibethinus, 2869 nucleotides long. Its product is annotated as putative disease resistance protein At1g50180. Gene Ontology annotation, biological process: defense response to other organism. Lineage: Eukaryota; Viridiplantae; Streptophyta; Magnoliopsida; Malvales; Malvaceae. The record is from RefSeq and is a predicted model, not a curated record. Gene Ontology annotation, molecular function: ADP binding.
UUCCACAUUUUCACAAACAGAAACAAGAAGAAGAGGCAGAUAACGAGACAGAGAGAUGGCAGAGUUUGCUGUUUCCUUAGUUGUGGAAAAGCUUACAAACUUACUGGCACAAGAAGCAGCAUACUUGGACGGGGUUAACCAAAAAAUUGUGCAACUGAGUAACGAACUGAGGUGGAUGCAAAGUUUUCUGAAGGAAGCAGACAUGAAGCAAGAAGACAAUGAAUUGAUGCAACAAUGGGUGUCUGAUAUUAGAGAUGUGGCCUACGACACAGAGGAAGUAAUAGAAACAUAUGUUUCCAGGGCGGCAUCUCAAAAUACAUUUGAUUUAGUCACCAAACCAUUUUAUCUGUACAAGGUGGGGAGGAAGAUUGAAAGUAUUCGAUCUAGGAUUCGUGAAAUAUCUGGCAGACGAGAAACUUAUGGUGUUGUGAGAAAUGGUAGAAGUGCAAGAGAGGGAAGUGAUGCAAAUGAAAGGCUGAGAUGGUGGAGACAGCCAUCACCCCACGUUGAGGAGGAUGAUAUUAUUGAACUAGUGGAAGACACAAAAGCGUUGCUUACACAACUAACUAGCAUGGAGUCAAGGCGCCGUGUGGUUUCUAUUGUGGGUAUGGGAGGGUUGGGCAAAACAACUCUUGCAAAGAGAUUGUAUAACCACAAUGAUGUUAAGAAUCACUUUGAUUGUAGAGCAUGGAUUUAUGUAUCCAAAGAGUACAGAAGAAGAGAGAUCUUGCAAGGAAUUAUUACAGAUGUAAAUGCACUUAACAGAGAUGAAAUGGAAGUUUUGGAGAAAUUGAAAGAGGAAGAGUUGCUGAAGAAGCUGCAUGAAUUCCUGGAAGAGAGGAGGUAUUUAGUCGUUCUUGAUGAUGUGUGGAGUUUGGAGGUUUGGGAUUGUCUAGAAAAUGCAUUCCCUAGUGGGAAAACUGGAAGCAAAGUGAUGCUCACCACCAGAAAUAAGGAGGUUGCUCUGCAUGCUGAUGGAGGGGGCAUUCCACAUGAACCAAGGAUUUUAACGGAGGAUGAAAGUCUAAAAUUGUUCUGCAAGAAAGCAUUUCAUGGAAUGAACAGUCUUCCCCCUGAAUUAAAGAAGCUUGGCAGGGAUAUGGUAGUGAGAUGUGGUGGCUUGCCACUGGCAGUGGUAGUGCUUGGAGGAUUGCUCUCCCGGAAAAUCAAGUCAACAGAAGAAUGGCACCGCGUUCUUCGUAACAUCACCUGGCACUUAACCAAAGGCCAAGACCGGAUAGCUGCCAUUUUAUCACUAAGCUACAAUGAUCUCCCGUCCCAUUUAAAAUCUUGCUUUCUCUAUCUGGGACUAUUCCCGGAGGAUGUCUGUGUCCAGACGAAAAAACUGAUCCAUAUGUGGGUCGCAGAAGGAUUUUUACCACAAGAAGGUGAAGAAACAGCUGAAGGCGUGGCUGAGAAAUGCUUAAAUGAGUUGAUUGACCGGUGCAUGAUUCAAGUGGGAAGAUUAAGUUUACUUGGCAGAGUCAAAACAGUCCGUAUUCAUGAUCUUCUGAGAGACCUUGCCAUCUCUCAGGGAAGGGAGGAAAAUUUCCUUGAAAUUCAUCAUGGAAACAAGGCAGAGUCAUCAGAAUCUACCUCAAUAAGAUCCCGAAGGCAUGCUAUCCAUUCUCGCUAUGACCAGUAUGCUUUCCUGAAACACUUUGCUCCUCAUUUACGCUCCCUUCUGUUUUUCAAUCGAGAGUAUAAUGUAGAUGUGGCAAGGAAGAGAAAGAUAAUUGGUUUCAGGUUUGAGAAGAAAUUGAAUGUCAUUUACAAGAAUUUUAAACUGCUGAGGGUCCUGGAUUUGGAAGGUGUACGUGUUGUCAGUCUCCCAGACACAAUUGGAAGCUUAAUUCAACUAAGGUAUCUAGGAUUGCGGAAGACAAAUUUAGAAGAGGAGCUUCCUCUAUCUAUUGGAAACUUGCAGAACCUAAUAACCUUAGAUUUAAGGUAUAGUUGUUUUCUUAAGAGGAUACCAAAUGUCAUCUGGAAAAUGGUGCAUCUCAGACAUUUGCUCCUUUAUACUCCAUUUGAUUCCCCAGACAGUUGGCAUUUGAGGAUGGACACCUUAUGCAAUCUCCAGAGCCUACCAUAUAUAGAGGCUGGAAGUUGGAUAGAUGAUGGUGGGUUAGCUAACAUGACUAAUCUUCGACAACUGGGCAUUGAUGGGUUGUCAAGAGAACAGGUUACUUCUGUCAUUUCAACCAUAGAAAGACUGCAGGACCUUCAAUCUUUGUCUCUGCUGCUAAUCGAACUGGAAACGUUUCCAACACUCACAGGACUUUCUAACUGUGAGCACCUUCAGAAGCUGUGUUUCUAUGGAAAGAUGGAGAAGCUACCUGACCCACAAGAAUUCCCAUACAACCUGAUUAAGCUAACCCUUUACAAUUCCCAACUGCAGAGGGAUGCAAUUACCAAAUUGGAACGACUACCAAACCUUGAAAUGCUUGUUUUGGGUGAUGGGUCAUACAAUUGGAGAGAUAUGACUUUCUCCUCUGAAAGUUUUCCUAAACUGGAGAUCCUUCGACUUCAUCUUCUGAAAGAAUUGGAAGAGUGGAUAGUUGAAGAAAGGGCAAUGCCAAAGCUCAAGCAUUUGGUGAUAAACCGUUGUGAGAAAUUAAAAAAGAUUCCAGACAGACUGAAGCAAUCAACUGCCCUCAAAGAACUAGAAAUUGUUGGAAUGCCAGUUGAGUUUGAAUACAGACUCAGAACUAAAGACUUCUUUGAGUUCAAACACACCCCAUCAAUCAAAUCGACCACAGACAUGUUGGCAAUAGGUCUUGGCAGUCACCAAAAUGUUGGUUGGCCAGAAGCACAAUUCGGUUGACUGAACAUUCUUCAUAUGUUAUGAAGAUACAGAUUGUAUUCA